This is a messenger RNA of Menidia menidia (Atlantic silverside), 2184 nucleotides long. The record is from the annotation of a GenBank genome assembly. NCBI's taxonomy places the organism in Eukaryota, Metazoa, Chordata, Actinopteri, Atheriniformes, Atherinopsidae.
GUGGAAUCGCGGGACACAUUGAACAGCAUUGCGCUCAAGUUUGACACCACACCCAACGAGCUGGUUCAACUGAACAAACUGUUCUCCAGAGCAGUGGUGCCUGGCCAGGUUCUGUACGUCCCUGAUCCCGAGUACGUCUCCAGUGUCGGAAGCUCCCCUUCCCUCAGUCCCAUCAGCCCCCUGUCUCCCACCUGCUCUGAAGCUGAUUUAGAGAAGGCGACGGAGUCCGAUGCUCCCCCCAGACCAGAAGGCAUUCACCCCCCGGUGUUCUCGGCCCUGCGCCAGUCCAGAGUGGUCUCAUCCACCUCCGAGGAGGAGGAGGCGCUCACAGAGAAGUUCCUCAAGAUCAACUGCAAGUACAUCACCGAUGGCAAGGGUGCCGUCAGCGGGGUCUUGCUGGUAACUCCCAACAACAUCAUGUUUGACCCUCACCGCAUGGAUCCUUUGGUCCAGGCCCAUGGAUGCGAAGAGUUUGGCAUCAUGUGUCCUCUGGACGAGGUGCAGUCUGCCGCCGUCUGUAAGGAGAUCACAGACCCCAAGAUCCGAGAAACCGUCCCAGAUGACUUGGAGCCUCUCCCGCCUGAGAGGCACCCCUCCCAGCAGAAGGAGCCAGAGCCCCGCCUGAGGGAGCCGGGGCCUAACGGCAACGGGAGCACAGUCCCACGAAGCACCGAAGGCUCCUUCUCGGAAGACGUCUUCACAGAGACGGAGCUGUCCCCCAUCCGGGAGGAGGAGCAAGCGUCCAGCGAGGACCUCCGCCUGGACAAGUCCUCCGGUGUGUCCACGGAGUCCGCCCAAACCGUCAGCCGAGCGGAAGCCGCCGGCCCCCAGGACCUGGGCUCCGAGGAGCCAGCCGCGGCGAAAGCAGAGGACAAUCCGCCAGACACUGCCACAAUCAACGAUAGCCAGUCCCCCAUGGGAUCCAAGCAGCACAGCGUAGAGAAGCCACCACCAAGCACACCCACCCCCACCAACACCAGCAACAGCACUAGCCAGGCACAGGGUCCCAGCAGCAGCGCCGCUCGUCCAGGGUCCCAAAGCUCAGCCGCCACCUCCGCUUCAGCCAGUCCACAGGGGGAUGCCAAUCAGGGGGCCGACGCCUCUCAAACUGACACUAUGCAACAAGGCAAGGAGGACGAGAACACGGAGCAGACGCAAAAGGACGGCACCACGAACUCUGCAGAGGGUACAGGCGCAGCAGAAAGGCCGAAGCGCCGCUCUCACAAGUUCCUGUGUCUGCGAGUGGGGAAGCCCAUGAAGAAGACGUUUAUUUCAAACGCCAGUGCCUCCAUGCAGCAGUAUGCCCAGCUAGGCAAGAAGCAUGAAUACUGGUUCGCUGUGCCACAGGAGAGAUCAGACCACCUAUAUGUAUUCUUCAUGCAGUGGAGCCCCGACAUGUACGGUGAGGGGGUCAGGGGGAUGGGACAAGAGCCUGGGUUCAUGGUUGUCAAGAAGAACGAGGUAUCGGACACUUCUGAUGACGAGCCCAUCACAGACCUCAAUGUAAAGGAGUGGGAGGUAGUGUCUCUGACGGAGUACCACCGUCGGGUUGAUGCACUAAACAGCGAAGAUCUGCGCUCGCUCUGCAAACGACUCCAGAUUACCACCAAGGAGGAGGUGAACUCCAAGCAUGGCACAUCCAUCAAAGCUGAGCUGGAGCCUGAAACAUUCAAACCCAACCUGAGGGAACCCAGUGACCUCCUGGAGGCCGACCAGAUAGAGAAGCUGGCCAGGAAUCUCCCACCACGGACCAUCGGCUACCCCUGGACGCUGGCCUUUGGCACGGCCAAGCACGGCAUGAGCAUCAAGACCCUGUACAGAGCCAUGCAGGGCCAGGACACCCCGGUCCUGCUGGUCAUUAAGGACAGCGAUGGCCAGGUGUUUGGCGCUCUGGCAUCUGAACCCUUUAAGGUCAGCGAUGGCUUUUAUGGCACUGGAGAGACCUUCCUGUUCACCUUCAAUCCAGAGUUUCAGGUUUACAAAUGGACAGGCGACAACAUGUUUUUCAUCAAAGGAGACAUGGACUCCUUAGCUUUCGGAGGAGGAAGCGGCGAGUUCGGCCUGUGGCUGGACGGAGACCUUUACCACGGCAGGAGCCACUCCUGUAAAACAUUUGGGAAUCCCAUGCUCUCCAAAAAGGAGGAUUUCUUUGUGCAGGACAUAGAGAUCUGGGCUUUUGAAUAA